AUGUUGCGAGCUAACGUGUUGUGGUUGACUGAAGCAUGUCGACAUUACUGCCAGAAGACACCCAGAAAGCUCCGAGUAUGCGAAGCAAUCUCAAGUUUAGAAGUGGGAACAAAAAUCAAAGUGCAGGUAUUGUAAUUGUGUCUACGGUCAAAUAAAUGAAUGAAUGAGUAGUAAGUGAAUGAACGAAUGUCCUCGGAGGUCUGCUACUCAGUGGUCAUCACUGCUACCGUGUAGCAUUCAUUUCCAAAUAUAAUAAUAAUAAUAAUAUGCCAUUUAGCAAACGCUUUUAUCCAAAGCGACUUACAGUCAUGUGCGCAUAAAUUUUUACGUAUGGGUGGGCCCGGGGAUCGAACCCACUACCCUGGCGUUACAAGCGCCAUGCUCUACCAAUUGAGCUACAGAGGACCAAUAUUACAUUUGUAAUUACUCAAUGAUUGAAUAUAGGCUGCUGUAUUUAGCUAUUCAACUCAGGGCUGGUCAAAGUCUAUAAUGUAAUGUACUGCCCCCUCCAGUGAUGUAAAAAUGUACUUUAUACGCUUGUGAUAUGUGGUUGUCUCACCUAACUAUCUUAAGAUGAAUGCACUAACUGUAAGUCGCUCUGGAUAAGAGAUCUGAUAAAUGACUAAAAUGUAAAUGUAAAAACGACCCAAUUGUCAUACUUGAAUAAAAGUAAAGAUACCUUCAUAGAAAAUGACUCAAGUAAAAGUUAGUCACCAAGCAAAAAACUACAAGUAUUUGGUUUUAAAUAUACUUAAGUAUCAAAAGUAAAUGUAAUUGCUAAAAUAUACUUAAGUAUCAAAAGUAAAAGUAUACAUAAUUUCCUUUAUAAUAAGCAAACCAGACGGCACCAUUGUAUUUUUUAUUUACGUGUAGCCAGGGGCACACUCCAACACUCAGACAUCAUUUACAGUGUGUGAAUUGGACCAUUUUACUGUCCUGCUAAGCAUUCGAAAUGUAAUGAGUACUUUUGGAUGUCAGGGAAAAUGUAUGGAGUAAAAAGUACAUUAUUUUCUUUAGGAAUGUAGUCGAGUAAAAGUUGUCAAAAUAUCAAUAGUAAAGUACAGAUACCCCCAAAAAACGACUUAAGUAGUAUUUAAAAGUAUUUUUACUUAAGUACUUUACACCACUGUGACCCUCUGAUAUCCUAGGGCUGGGCUGGUCAAAGUCUGUAAUGUAAUAUACUGUCCCUCUGAUAUCCUAGGGCUGGGUUCGCUCUGUGAGACCCCAGAAGGAGAAUCUGUUCCUCCAUGUGAAUGAUGGGAGCUCCCUUCAGUCUCUACAAGUAGUGGCCAGCUCAGAGCUCAACCACAGGUAAGGACGUACCUGUAGGCUAUGUUGCACAGGUAAGGACGUACCUGUAGGCUAUGUUGCACAGGUAAGGACGUACCUGUAGGCUAUGUUGCACAGGUAAGGACGUACCUGUAGGCUAUGUUGCACAGGUAAGGACGUACCUGUAGGCUAUGUUGCACAGGUAAGGACGUACCUGUAGGCUAUGUUGCAUGAUCCUCCUGAAAGUCAGCUCGCGUCCCAAAUGGUACCCUGUGCCCUUUAUAGUGCACUACUUUUGACCAGGGUUCGUAGGGCGCUGGUCAAAAGUAAUGCGCUAUGUGGGAUACAGUGGGGGAAAAAAGUAUUUAGUCAGCCACCAAUUGUGCAAGUUCUCCCACUUAAAAAGAUGAGAGAGGCCUGUAAUUUUCAUCAUAGGUACAUGUCAACUAUGACAGACAAAAUGAGAUUUUUUUUUCCAGAAAAUCACAUUGUAGGAUUUUUAAUGAAUUUAUUUGCAAAUUAUGGUGGAAAAUAAGUAUUUGGUCAAUAACAAAAGUUUCUCAAUACUUUGUUAUAUACCCUUUGUUGGCAAUGACACAGGUCAAACGUUUUCUGUAAGUCUUCACAAGGUUUUCACACACUGUUGCUGGUAUUUUGGCCCAUUCCUCCAUGCAGAUCUCCUCUAGAGCAGUGAUGUUUUGGGGCUGUCGCUGGGCAACACGGACUUUCAACUCCCUCCAAAGAUUUUCUAUGGGGUUGAGAUCUGGAGACUGGCUAGGCCACUCCAGGACCUUGAAAUGCUUCUUACGAAGCCACUCCUUCGUUGCCCGGGCGGUGUGUUUGGGAUCAUUGUCAUGCUGAAAGACCCAGCCACGUUUCAUCUUCAAUGCCCUUGCUGAUGGAAGGAGGUUUUCACUCAAAAUCUCACGAUACAUGGCCCCAUUCAUUCUUUCCUUUACACGGAUCAGUCGUCCUGGUCCCUUUGCAGAAAAACAGCCCCAAAGCAUGAUGUUUCCACCCCCAUGCUUCACAGUAGGUAUGGUGUUCUUUGGAUGCAACUCUGCAUUCUUUGUCCUCCAAACACGACAAGUUGAGUUUUUACCCAAAAGUUAUAUUUUGGUUUCAUCUGACCAUAUGACAUUCUCCCAAUCCUCUUUUGGAUCAUCCAAAUGCACUCUAGCAAACUUCAGACGGGCCUGGACAUGUACUGGCUUAAGCAGGGGGACACGUCUGGCACUGCAGGAUUUGAGUCCCUGGCGGCAUAGUGUGUUACUGAUGGUAGGCUUUGUUACUUUGGUCCCAGCUCUCUGCAGGUCAUUCACUAGGUCCCCCCGUGUGGUUCUGGGAUUUUUGCUCACCGUUCUUGUGAUCAUUUUGACCCCACGGGGUGAGAUCUUGCGUGGAGCCCCAGAUCGAGGGAGAUUAUCAGUGGUCUUGUAUGUCUUCCAUUUCCUAAUAAUUGCUCCCACAGUUGAUUUCUUCAAACCAAGCUGCUUACCUAUUGCAGAUUCAGUCUUCCCAGCCUGGUGCAGGUCUACAAUUUUGUUUCUGGUGUCCUUUGACAGCUCUUUGGUCUUGGCCAUAGUGGAGUUUGGAGUGUGACUGUUUGAGGUUGUGGACAGGUGUCUUUUAUACUGAUAACAAGUUCAAACAGGUGCCAUUAAUACAGGUAACGAGUGGAGGACAGAGGAGCCUCUUAAAGAAGAAGUUACAGGUCUGUGAGAGCCAGAAAUCUUGCUUGUUUGUAGGUGACCAAAUACUUAUUUUCCACCAUAAUUUGCAAAUAAAUUCAUUAAAAAUCCUACAAUGUGAUUUUCUAAGAUUUUUCUUUCUCAUUUUGUCUGUCAUAGUUGACGUGUACCUAUGAUGAAAAUUACAGGCCUCUCUCAUCUUUUUAAGUGGGAGAACUUGCACAAUUGGUGGCUGACUAAAUACUUUUUUCCCCCCACUGUAUAGGGUGCUGUUUGGGACGCAUCCAAAGACUGAUGUAAGUUGGGGUUGGAUUGACUUGUGUAGCUAUACGAUGUAUCAAAUGAUAUUCUAUGUUACUGUACCUAUCAUGAGUCUUUUUUUUCAAUUGGCUUAAUUAUUACGCCGCUGUUCUUUCCUGGUUGUUUCUUCUUGUCCAGACUGCUGACGUUCGGGAGUGCCGUGGAGAUCUCGGGAAGCCUGCUCAAGAGUCCCAGCCGUAAGCAGGAGGUGGAACUACAUGCUGAUCAGAUCGAUGUGGUUGGAGAAUGUAACCCUGUGGUAAAUAUAUAACCUGAUCGAUGUGGUUGGAGAAUGUAACCCUGUGGUAAAUAUAUAACCAGAUAGAUGUGGUUGGAGAAUGUAACCCUGUGGGAAAUAUAUAACCAGAUAGAUGUGGUUGGAGAAUGUAACCCUGUGGUAAAUAUAUAACCAGAUAGAUGUGGUUGGAGAAUUUAACCCUGUGGGAAAUAUAUAACCAGAUCGAUGUGGUUAGAGAAUGUAAUCCUGUGGUAAAUAUAUAACCAGAUCGAUGUGGUUGGAGAAUGUAACCCUGUGGUAAAUAUAUAACCAGAACGAUGUGGUUGGAGAAUGGAAUCCUGUGGUAAAUAUAUAACCAGAUUGAUGUGGUUGGAGAAUGUAAUCUGUGGUAAAUAUAUAACCAGAUAGAUGUGGUUGGAGAAUGUAAUCCUGUGGUAAAUAUAUAACCAGAUAGAUGUGGUUGGAGAAUGUAAUCCUGUGGUAAAUACACUGCUCAAAAAAAUAAAGGGAACACUUAAACAACACAAUGUAACUCCAAGUCAAUCACACUUCUGUGAAAUCAAACUGUCCACUUAGGAAACAACACUAAUUGACAAUAAAUGUCACAUGCUGUUGUGCAAAUGGAAUAGACAACAGGUGGAAAUUAUAGGCAAUUAGCAAGACACCCCCAAUAAAUAACUGGUUUUGCAGGUGGUGACCACAGACCACUUCUCAGUUCCUAUGCUUCCUGGCUGAUGUUUUGGUCACUUUUGAAUGCUGGCGGUGCUUUCACUCUAGUGGUAGCAUGAGACGGAGUCUACAACCCACACAAGUGGCUCAGGUAGUGCAUUCCUGGAUCCUGGACUUGCCAAGAAGGUCGCCCGUUGUCAGGUAGUAACAACACAUCUGCCACACUGAAUCCUCAACACGGGAGCCCUCGGGGUGCUGCUGAGUCCCCUCCUGUACUCUCCUGUUCACCCUGACUGCAUGGCCAGGCACGACUCCAGCCCAUCAGUAGCUUUGCCAGACCACCACAUGAGCCUGAUCAACCGCAACGAUGAUGCACCUAAGGAGGAGUCAAGAUCUGGCCGUGGUGGGCCAGGCACAGCCUCUCCCUCAACGUGACCAAGACAAAGGAGAUGAUUGUGGACUACAGGAAAAAAAAGAGGACUGAGCACGCCCCCAUUCUCAUCGACGGGGCUGUAGUGGAACAGGUUGAGAGCUUCAAGUUCCUUGGUGUCCACAUCACCAACGAACUAUCAUGGUCCAAACACACCAAGACAGUCGUGAAGAGGGCACGACAAAGCCUAUUCCCCCUCAGGAGACUAAAAAGAUUUGGCAUGGGUCCUCAGAUCCUCAAAAAAUUCUACAGCUGCACCAUCGAGAGCAUCCUGACUGGUUGCAUCACCGCCUGGUAUGGCAACUGCUUGGCCUCUGACCGCAAGGCACUACAGAGGGUAGUGCGUACGGCCCAGUACAUCACUGGGGCAAAGCUCCCUGCCAUCCAGGACCUCUAUACCAGGCGGUGUCAGAGGAAGGCCCUCAAAAUUGUCAAAGACUCCAGUCACCCUAGUCAUAGACUGUUCUCUCUGCUACCGCACGGCAAGCGGUACCGGAGUGCCAAGUCUAGGUCCAAAAGACUUCUCAACAGCUUCUACCCCCAAGCCAUAAGACUCCUGAACAGCUAAUCAUGGCUACCCGGACUAUUUGCACUGCCCCCCCCACCCCAUCCUUUUUACGCUGCUGCUACUCUGUUAAGUAUUUAUGCAUAGUCACUUUAACUCUACCCACAUGUACAUAUUACCUCAACUAGCCGGUGCCCCCGCACAUUGACUAUGCAACGGUACCCCCCUGUAUAUAUAGCCUCCCUACUGUCACUUUAUUCUAUUGUAUAUAUAGCCUCCCUACUGUCACUUUAUUUUUUACUUCUGCUCUUUUUUUUCUCAACACUUUUUUGUUGUUGUUUUAUUCUUACUUUUUUGUUUAAAAUAAAUGCACUGUUGGUUAAGGGCUGUAAGUAAGCAUUUCACUGUAAUGUCUGCACCUGUUGUAUUCGGCGCAUGUGACCAAUAAAAUUUGAUUUGAUUUGAUUUGAUUUGAUUUGCAGCUCAUCCAGGAUGGCACAUCAAUGCGAGCUGUGGCAAGAAGGUUUGCUGUGUCUGUCAGCGUAGUGUCCAGAGCAUGGAGGCGCUACCAGGAGACAGGCCAAUACAUCAGGAGACGUGGAGGAGGCCGUAGGAGGGCAACAACCCAGCAGCAAGACUGCUACCUCCGCCUUUGUGCAAGGAGGAGCAGGAGGAGCACUGCCAGAGCCCUGCAAAAUGACCUCCAGCAAGCCACAAAUGUGCAUGUGUCUGCUCAAACGGUCAGAAACAGACUCCAUGAGGGUGUUAUGAGGGCCCGACGUCCACAGGUGGGGGUUGUGCUUACAGCCCAACACCGUGCAGGACGUUUGGCAUUUGCCAGAGAACACCAAGAUUGGCAAAUUCGCCACUGGCGCCCUGUGCUCUUUACAGAUGAAUGCAGGUUCACACUGAGCACAUGUGACAGACGUGACAGAGUCUGGAGACGCCGUGGAGAACAUUCUGCUGCCUGCAACAUCCUCCAGCAUGACCGGUUUGGCGGUGGGUCAGUCAUGGUGUGGGGUGGCAUUUCUUUGGGGGGCCGCACAGCCCUCCAUGUGCUCGCCAGAGGUAGCCUGACUGCCAUUAGGUACCGAGAUGAGAUCCUCAGACCCCUUGUGAGACCAUAUGCUGGUGCGGUUGGCCCUGGGUUCCUCCUAAUGCAAGACAAUGCUAGACCUCAUGUGGCUGGAGUGUGUCAGCAGUUCCUGCAAGAGGAAGGCAUCGAUGCUAUGGACUGGCCCGCCCGUUCCCCAGACCUGAAUCCAAUUGAGCACAUCUGGGACAUCAUGUCUCGCUCCAUCCACCAACGCCACGUUGCACCACAGACUGUCCAGGAGUUGGCGGAUGCUUUAGUCCAGGUCUGGGAGGAGAUCCCUCAGUAGACCAUCCGCCACCUCAUCAGGAGCAUGCCCAGGCGUUGUAGGGAGGUCAUACAGGCACGUGGAGGCCACACACACUACUGAGCCUCAUUUUGACUUGUUUUAAGGACAUUACAUCAAAGUUGGAUCAGCCUGUAGUGUGGUUUUCCACUUUAAUUUUGAGGGUGACUCCAAAUCCAGACCUCCAUGGGUUGAUACAUUUGAUUUCCAUUAAUAAUUUUUGUGUGAUUUUGUUGUCAGCACAUUCAACUAUGUAAAGAACAAAUGAUUUAAUACGAUUAUUUCAUUCAUUCAGAUCUGUGGUCCUCUGUAGCUCAGCUGGUAGAGCACGGCGCUUGUAACGCCAGGUAGCUUAGUGGUUAAGAGCGUUGUGCCAGUAACCGAAAGGUCGCUGGUUCUAAUCCCCGAGCCGACUAGGUGAAAAAUCUGUCGAUGUGCCCUUGAGCAAGGCACUUAACCCUAAUUGCUCAUGUAAGUCGCUCUGGAUAAGAGCGUCGCUAAAUGACAAUAAAAAAAAAAAAAAAAAAAAAAAACGCCAAGGUAGUGGGUUCGAUCCCCGGGACCACCCAUACACAAAAAAAAAAAUGUAUGCACGCAUGACUGUAAGUCGCUUUGGAUAAAAGCGUCUGCUAAAUGGCAUAUUAUUAUUAUUAUUAUUAUCUAGGAUGUGUUAUUUUAGUGUUCCCUUUAUUUUUUUGAGCAGUGUAUAUAACCAGAUAGAUGUGGUUGGAGAAUGUAACCCUGUGGUAAAUAUAUAACCAGAUAGAUGUGGUUGGAGAAUGUAACCCUGUGGUAAAUAUAUAACCAGAUAGAUGUGGUUGGAGAAUGUAACCCUGUGGUAAAUAUAUAACCAGAUAGAUGUGGUUGGAGAAUGUAACCCUGUGGAUAUAUAACCAGAUAGAUGGGUAAAACCCUGUGGUAAAUAUAUAACCAGAUAGAUGUGGUUGGAGAAUGUAACCCUGUGGUAAAUAUAUAACCAGAUAGAUGUGGUUGGAGAAUGUAACCCUGUGGUAAAUAUAUAACCAGAUAGAUGUGGUUGGAGAAUGUACCCUGUGGUAAAUAUAUAACCAGAUCGAUGUGGUUGGAGAAUGUAACCCUGUGGUAAAUAUAUAACCAGAUCGAUGUGGUUGGAGAAUGUAACCCUGUGGUAAAUAUAUAACCAGAUAGAUGUGGUUGGAGAAUGUAACCCUGUGGUAAAUAUAUAACCAGAUAGAUGUGGUUGGAGAAUGUAACCCUGUGGUAAAUAUAUAACCAGAUAGAUGUGGUUGGAGAAUGUAACCCUGUGGUAAAUAUAUAACCAGAUCGAUGUGGUUGGAGAAUGUAAUCCCUGUGGUAAAUAUAUAACCAGAUAGAUGUGGUUGGAGAAUGUAACCCUGUGGUAAAUAUAUAACCAGAUCGAUGUGGUUGGAGAAUGUAACCCUGUGGUAAAUAUAUAACCAGAUAGAUGUGGUUGGAGAAUGUAACCCUGUGGUAAAUAUAUAACCAGAUAGAUGUGGUUGGAGAAUGUAACCCUGUGGUAAAUAUAUAACCAGAUAGAUGUGGUUGGAGAAUGUAACCCUGUGGUAAAUAUAUAACCAGAUAGAUGUGGUUGGAGAAUGUAACCCUGUGGUAAAUAUAUAACCAGAUAGAUGUGGUUGGAGAAUGUAACCCUGUGGUAAAUAUAUAACCAGAUAGAUGUGGUUGGAGAAUGUAACCCUGUGGUAAAUAUAUAACCAGAUAGAUGUGGUUGGAGAAUGUAACCCUGUGGUAAAUAUAUAACCAGAUAGAUGUGGUUGGAGAAUGUAACCCUGUGGUAAAUAUAUAACCAGAUAGAUGUGGUUGGAGAAUGUAACCCUGUGGUAAAUAUAUAACCAGAUAGAUGUGGUUGGAGAAUGUAACCCUGUGGUAAAUAUAUAACCAGAUAGAUGUGGUGGAGAAUGUAACCCUGUGGUAAAUAUAUAACCAGAUAGAUGUGGUUGGAGAAUGUAACCCUGUGGUAAAUAUAUAACCAGAUAGAUGUGGUUGGAGAAUGUAACCCUGUGGUAAAUAUAUAACCAGAUGAUGUGGUUGGAGAAUGUAACCCUGUGGUAAAUAUAUAACCAGACAGAUGUGGUUGGAGAAUGUAACCCUGUGGUAAAUAUAUAACCAGAUCGAUGUGGUUGGAGAAUGUAACCCUGUGGUAAAUAUAUAACCAGAUAGAUGUGGUUGGAGAAUGUAACCCUGUGGUAAAUAUAUAACCAGAUAGAUGUUUGGGUUUGGGGAAUGUAACCCUGUGGUAAAUAUAUAACCAGAUAGAUGUGGUUGGAGAAUGUAACCCUGUGGUAAAUAUAUAACCAGAUAGAUGUGUGUUGGAGAAUGUAACCCUGUGGUAAAUAUAUAACCAGAUCGAUGUGGUUGGAGAAUGUAACCCUGUGGUAAAUAUAUAACCAGAUAGAUGUGGUUGGAGAAUGUAACCCUUUGGGAAAUAUACACUGUGUGCACAAUUAUUAGGCAAGUCAGUAUUUUGACCAUAUCAUCAUUAUUAUGCAUAUUUCCCAACCCCAAGCUGUAUAAACUGGAAUGCUUAUUGGAUUUAAGCAUAUCAGGUGAUGUGUAUUUGUGUAAUGAGGGAGGGUGUGGCCUAAGGAGAUCAACACCCUAUAUCAAGGUGUGUAUAAUUAUUAGGCAGCUUCUUUUCCUCAGGCAAAAUGGGCCAAAAAAUAGAUUUAACUGACUCUGAAAAGUAAAAAAUUGUAAAAAGUAUUUCAGAGGGAUGCAGCACUCUUGAAAUUGCUAAGAUAUUGGGGUGUGAUCACAGAACCAUCAAACGUUUUGUAGCAAAUAGUCAACAGGGUCGCAAGAACCGUGUUGAGAAAAAAAUAGGCAAAUUAACUGCCAAAGAUUUGAGAAGAAUCAAACGUGAAGCUACCAGGAACCCAUUAUCCUCCAGUGCUGUCAUAUUCCAGAACUGCAACCUACCUGGAGAAGAAGUACAAGGUGUUCAGUGCUCAGAGACAUGGCCAAGGUAAGGAAGGAUGAAACACGACCACCACUGAACAAGACGCAUAAGUUGAAAUGUCAAGACUGGGCCAAGAAAUAUCUGAAGACAGAUUUUUCAAAGGUUUUAUGGACUGAUGAGAUGAGAGUGACUCUUGACGGACCAGAUGGAUGGGCCCGUGGCUGGAUCAGUAACGGGCACGGAGCUCCACUUCGACUCAGACGCCAGCAAGGUGGAGGUGGGGUACUGGUAUGGGCUGGUAUUAUUAAAGAUGAGCUAGUUGGAUCUUUUCGGGUUGAAGAUGGACUCAAACUCAACUCCCAAACCUACUGCCAGUUUUUAGAAGACACUUUCUUCAAGCAGUGGUACAGGAAAAAGUCUGCAUCUUUCAAGAAGACCAUGAUUUUUAUGCAGGACAAUGCUCCAUCGCGUGCAUCGAAGUACUCCACUGCGUGGCUAGCCAGUAAAGGCCUUAAAGAUGAAAGAAUAAUGACAAGGCCCCCCCUUCCUCACCUGACCUAAACCCUAUUGAGAACUUGUGGUCCCUUCUUAAACGGUGGAUUUUACGGUGAAGGAAAACAGUACCCCUCUCUGACCAGUGUCCGGGAGGCUGUGGUUGCUGCUGCACAAAAAGUUAAUCGUCAACAGAUCCAGAAACUGACAGACUCCAUGGAUGGAAGGCUUAUGACUUAUUGAAAAGAAGGGUGGCUAUAUUGGUCACAGAUUUUUAUUUUAUUACGUCAGAAAUGUUUAUUUGUAAAUUUUGAGUUUGUUUGUUUAUUAUUCUCACUUUAACAGAUAAAUAAACAAGUGAGACGGGGAACGUUUCGUUUUUCAUUUAGCUGCAUAAUAAUUCUGCACACUAAUAGUUGCCCAAUAAUUGUGCACACAUAGAUAUGCUCCAAAGAAAGCCAAAACCUCACUUUUACUUUCUUUGGAGCACUUUUACCAGUUACCGCGCUCUCUGGUUUCAGACCCAGUUACCGCGCUCUCUGGUUUCAGACCCAGUUACCGCGCUCUCUGGUUUCAGACCCAGUUACCGCGCUCUCUGGUUUCAGACCCAGUUACCGCGCUCUCUGGUUUCAGACCCAGUUACCGCGCUCUCUGGUUUCAGACCCAGUUACCGCGCUCUCUGGUUUCAGACCCAGUUACCGCGCUCUCUGGUUUCAGACCCAGUUACCGCGCUCUCUGGUUUCAGACCCAGUUACCGCGCUCUCUGGUUUCAGACCCAGUUACCGCGCUCUCUGGUUUCAGACCCAGUUACCGCGCUCUCUGGUUUCACACCCAGUUACCGCGCUCUCUGGUUUCAGACCCAGUUACCGCGCUCUCUGGUUUCAGACCCAGUUACCGCGCUCUCUGGUUUCAGACCCAGUUACCGCGCUCUCUUGUUUCAGGCCUCCGUUACCACGCUCUCUGGUUUCAGACCCAUUUACCACGCUCUCUGGUUUCAGGACUUUCCCUUUAAGAUCAAGGAGAAGCAUGGCCUGGAAUACAUCCGUCAGUUUCCUCACCUGAGGUGUCGAACCAACGCCUUCAGUUCCCUGCUGAGAAUACGAAGCGAAGCCACCACAGCUAUACAUGAAUAUUUCAAGGUGAGAUGAGACCAAUGUUAGUCCAGUAGACUAGAAUAUCAUUGUUAGACCAACUGUAGCUCUGCCUACUGUGCCACGCCAAGCUCUGCCUACUGUGCCAACGUGAAAAUCAAAUAUCCAAGCUGACCAAUAGUGUGAAGAGUGUGGUGGUGAUAAUGGUAGUGCUGUUGUUGUUGUUGCAGGAGAAGGGCUUUAUUCAGAUCCACACCCCAGUCCUCACCUCUAAUGACUGUGAAGGGGCAGGGGAGCUCUUCCAGGUGGAGGUGAGAUCUAUCUGUCUGUCUGUCUGUCUGUCUGUCUGUCAGAGAAUCACAAUUCUAGUCUGGCGAUCAACAACGUGAUGAAGUUAGAAUAAUACGACUUGGUAUGUCAGCACAUGGAGAUCAGUUUAGUUUCUACAACACAUCCGGUUGUCAGGUUGUUCUUUUUUAAAGAGAAGGCUUAAUGUGUCUUCCAUGUUUCCCUCAGCCUGCAGGUCAGCAGAAGAACCGGGACGAGGAGGGGCACCAACACUUCUUCUCCGUCCCAGCGUACCUGACUGUCUCUGGGCAGCUGCACCUGGAGGUCAUGGCUGGGUGAGGACAUACUGGUGCUCAGUACCAUUCAUUCAUUCAGAAAGUCACUCACUCACUCACUCACUCACUCAUUCAGAAAGUCAGUCAGUCUUUUGGUCAGUCAGUAUUCCAUUCAUUCACUCAUUCACUCACUCACUCAUUCAUUCAGAAAGUCAGUCAUCCAUUCAUUCACUCCUUCACUCACUCACUCAUUCAUUCAUAAGAUCCAGAGAGUGUAUUGUACGAAUGCAGUGUUUCUACGUCUCUUCCAAGGGCGUUUCCUGGAGUGUACACUUUCGGACCAACGUUCCGAGCAGAGCACUCCCAGAGCAGACGUCACCUGGCUGAGUUCUACAUGGUGGAGGCAGAGGUCCCCUUCACACAGUCACUGGAGGAUCUUAUGAAGGUAUGUAAUAUAAGUCCCCUUUUAUAUAAAGAGUUUCUAACUAGUAAUAUUCUACAGUACACGGUGGAGGCAGAGAUCACCACAGUCACCGGAGCAGGGGUUAUCAAGCCUCUACUCGGGGAACCCCUCUGCUCUUCCAUGUAUUUGAACUAUUCCAGAACUGGCACACCUGAUUCAACUGGUCAAAAACCUUGACUACUUGGAUCAGGGGAGCUAGUUCAGGGCUUCAACAAAAUGGUGAAACGUCUGGCGGUCCCCGAGGAGAGCCCUGGGGGAUAUUAUGAGAGUGUACAAAACAUUAAGGACACCUGCUCUUUCCAUUACACCAGGUGAAUCCAGGUGAAAGCUAUGACCCCUUAUUGAUGUCACCUGUUAAAUCCACUUCAAUCAGUGUAGAUGAAGGGGAGGAGACUGAUUUAAAGAAGGAUUUCUAAGCCUGGAGACAAUUGAGACAUGGAUUGUGUAUGUGUGCCAUUCAGAGGGUGAAUGGGCAAGACAAAAUAUUUAAAGUGGAACUGACAGCGUUUUAACAACUUUGCAGAUAUGAAACAAACAGACAAUCAUAAUAUCAGUCAAAAAUAUCAAAUUCCUAUUUUAUGCUACAAAACCAACUUGUAGAGGACUCCCGUGGUGUUUUUACAUAUUUGCAGAAAUCCAUUCCGGUGUAUUUUGUGGCUUUUGGCGAAUGCUUUCUAAUGAUCUAAAGUCACGCUGUUGAAGAAGCUGCAACUCAAUAUUAGGAAGGUGUUCCUAAUGUUUUGUUCACUCAGUGUAAGUCCCUUAACACAGUAUGAAGACUGAAUAAAAUGUAUUUAACGAGUUCUAUUGUUGAGGCAGAGAUCUUUCCCACGGUCACCAGAGGACCUUAUGACCUUAUGUAUUUUAUUUUAUCCUGUAUAUUGAUGUAUCGAGGGAGACCUGUCUCAAGAACUCAAUGUGGAAUCAGUUAAUUUAUCCGUUUGAUCCAGUGUUGAUAUAUGGCCUCCUAGUCCUGAUUGACUAAAUGACUCUGCAUUAACUGGUCUCCUAGUCCUGAUUGACUAAAUGACUCUGCAUUAACUGGUCUCCUCCUAGUCCUGAUUGACUAAAUGACUCAGCAUUAACUGGUCUCCUUCUAGUCCUGAUUGACUAAAUGACUCAGCAUUAACUGGUCUCCUUCUAGUCCUGAUUGACUAAAUGACUCAGCAUUAACUGGUCUCCUUCUAGUCCUGAUUGACUAAAUGACUCAGCAUUAACUGGUCUCAUUCUAGUCCUGAUUGACUAAAUGACUCAGCAUUAACUGGUCUCGUUCUAGUCCUGAUUGACUAAAUGACUCUGCAUUAACUGGUCUCCUAGUCCUGAUUGACUAAAUGACUCUGCAUUAACUGGUCUCCUCCUAGUCCUGAUUGACUAAAUGACUCAGCAUUAACUGGUCUCCUUCUAGUCCUGAUUGACUAAAUGACUCAGCAUUAACUGGUCUCGUUCUAGUCCUGAUUGACUAAAUGACUCUGCAUUAACUGGUCUCCUAGUCCUGAUUGACUAAAUGACUCUGCAUUAACUGGUCUCCUCCUAGUCCUGAUUGACUAAAUGACUCAGCAUUAACUGGUCUCCUCCUAGUCCUGAUUGACUAAAUGACUCAGCAUUAACUGGUCUCCUUCUAGUCCUGAUUGACUAAAUGACUCUGCAUUAACUGGUCUCCUAGUCCUGAUUGACUAAAUGACUCAGCAUUAACUGGUCUCCUUCUAGUCCUGAUUGACUAAAUGACUCAGCAUUAACUGGUCUCCUUUCCUAGUCCUGAUUGACUAAAUGACUCAGCAUUAACUGGUCUCCUUCUAGUCCUGAUUGACUAAAUGACUCUGCAUUAACUGGUCUCCUCCUAGUCCUGAUUGACUAAAUGACUCAGCAUUAACUGGUCUCCUUCUAGUCCUGAUUGACUAAAUGACUCAGCUUUAACUGGUCUCCUUCUAGUCCUGAUUGACUAAAUGACUCAGCAUUAACUGGUCUCCUUCUAGUCCUGAUUGACUAAAUGACUCAGCGUUAACUGGUCUCCUUCUAGUCCUGAUUGACUAAAUGACUCAGCAUUAACUGGUCUCCUUCUAGUCCUGAUUGACUAAAUGACUCAGCUUUAACUGGUCUCCUUCUAGUCCUGAUUGACUAAAUUACUCAGCAUUAACUGGUCUCCUUCUAGUCCUGAUUGACUAAAUGACUCAGCUUUAACUGGUCUCCUUCUAGUCCUGAUUGACUAAAUGACUCAGCGUUAACUGGUCUCCUUCUAGUCCUGAUUGACUAAAUGACUCAGCUUUAACUGGUCUCCUUCUAGUCCUGAUUGACUAAAUGACUCAGCGUUAACUGGUCUCCUUGCCUCUUCAGGUGAUGGAAGACUUGUUCAGGUCUACAACAGAACAUCUCCUCGCUCAGUGUCCUGAAGAUGUGGCUUUAUGUCACAAACAGGUGUCACCUGGACACAGGGUGAGACCCCAGAAAAUAUCUAAACGCAAUACUGUGCAUAUUCUUUGAACAUAUUGAACGAACCUUGAACUCCCCUCACCCUAUUGACCUAAACUAGAGAUGAUUCUGUUUUCUCUGUUUCUCCCUAGGACAAUGUGGAUCUAAUGAUGAAGAAGAGUUUUAAUGUGUAAGUGUGUAUCAUGAUUAUGCAAGCUAUUCUGUGUCCCAAAUGGCACCCUAUUCCCAUAGGGCCCUGUUCAAAAGUAGUGCACUAUAUAGGAAAUAGGUUGCCAUUUGGGUCGCAUACCAUGUCUCACCUCUACCAAUCUAAAUCAAAUCCAAAUCAAAUUGUAUUUGUCACAUGCUUGGUAAACAACAGGUGUAGACUAAACAGAAAUGGGAACAUGUGGAAUAACAAUAACAUGGCUAUAUACAGGAAGUAGAAAAUAACAUGACUAUAUACAGGAAGUAGAAAAUAACAUGGCUAUAUACAGGAAGUAGAAAUAACGUGGCUAUAUACAGGAAGUAGAAAAUAACAUGGCUAUAUACAGGAAGUAGGAAAUAACAUGGCUAUAUACAGGAAGUAGAAAAUAACAUGGCUAUAUACAGGAAGUAGAAAAUAACAUGGCUAUAUACAGGAAGUAGAAAUAACGUGGCUAUAUACAGGAAGUUGAAAAUAACGUGGCUAUAUACAGGAAGUAGAAAAUAACAUGGCUAUAUACAGGAAGUAGAAAAUAACAUGACUAUAUACAGGAAGUAGAAAAUAACAUGGCUAUAUACAGGAAGUAGAAAUAACGUGGCUAUAUACAGGAAGUAGAAAAUAACAUGGCUAUAUACAGGAAGUAGGAAAUAACAUGGCUAUAUACAGGAAGUAGAAAAUAACAUGGCUAUAUACAGGAAGUAGAAAAUAACAUGGCUAUAUACAGGAAGUAGAAAUAACGUGGCUAUAUACAGGAAGUUGAAAAUAACGUGGCUAUAUACAGGAAGUAGAAAAUAACAUGGCUAUAUACAGGAAGUAGAAAAUAACAUGGCUAUAUACAGGAAGUAGAAUAUAACAUGGCUAUAUACAGGAAGUAGAAAAUAACAUGGCUAUAUACAGGAAGUAGAAAAUAACAUGGCUAUAUACAGGAAGUAGAAAAUAACAUGGCUAUAUACAGGAAGUACCAGUACCGAGUCCAUGUGCAGGUGCACAAGGUAAUUGAGGUAGCUAUGUAUAUAUACUGUAGGUAGGGGUAAAGUGACUAGGCAACAGGAUAGAUAAUAGACAGUAGCAGCAGUAUACUGUAGGUAGGGGUAAAGUGACUAGACAACAGGAUAGAUAAUAGACAGUAGCAGCAGUAUACUGUAGGUAGGGGUAAAGUGACUAGACAACAGGAUAGAUAAUAGACAGUAGCAGCAGUAUACUGUAGGUAGGGGUAAUGUGAAAAUGAUGCAUGUAUGCGUCAGUAUGCAUGUAUGCGCAUGUUAUGUGUGUGUGAGCGUAUGUAGUGUGUGUAUUGGGGCGUAUGUAGUGUGUAUUGGGGCGUAUGCAGUGUGUGUAUUGGGGCGUAUGCAGUGUUUUUAUUGGGGCGUAUGCAUUGUGUGUAUUGGGGCGUAUGCAGUGUGUGUAUUGGGGCGUAUGCAGUGUGUGUAUUGGGACGUAUGCAGUGUGUGUAUUGGGGCGUAUGCAGUGUGUGUAUUGGGGCGUAUGCAGUGUGUGUAUUGGGGCGUAUGCAGUGUGUGUAUUGGGGCGUAUGCUGUGUGUGUAUUGGGGUGUGUGUAUUGGGCGUGUGUAUUGGGGCGUAUGCAGUGUGUGUAUUGGGUCAUAUGUAGUGUGUGUGUUGGGGCGUAUAUAUUGUGUGUAUUGGGGCAUAUGCAGUGUGUGUAUUGGGGCGUAUGCAGUGUGUGUAUUGGGGCGUAUGCAGUGUGUGUAUUGGGGUGUAUACAGUGUGUGUAUUGGGGCGUAUGCAGUGUGUGUAUUGGGGUGUAUGCAGUGUGUGUAUUGGGGCGUAUGCAGUGUGUGUGUUGGGGCGUAUGCAGUGUGUGUAUUGGGGCGUAUGCAGUGUGUGUAUUGGGGCGUAUGCAGUGUAUGUAUUGGGGCGUGUGUAUUGGGGCGUAUGCAGUGUGUGUAUUGGGGCGUAUGCAGUGUGUGUAUUGGGGCAUAUGCAGUGUGUGUGUUGGGGCGUAUAUAGUGUGUGUAUUGGGGCGUAUGCAGUGUGUGUAUUGGGGCGUAUGCAGUGUGUGUAUUGGGACGUAUGCAGUGUGUGUAUUGGGGCGUAUGUAGUGUGUGUAUUGGGGCGUAUGCAGUGUGUGUAUUGGGGCGUAUGCAGUGUGUGUAUUGGGGCGUAUGCAGUGUGUGUAUUGGGGCGUAUGCAGUGUGUGUAUUGGGGCGUCAGUGUAGUGUGUCUCUUGAAGACGGAAGGGACAUGGCCAGCGGUCAAGGAUGAGUUGAUGAGCAAGGUGAGGGAAGGGAGAAGGUCUCCGGAAAUGGUCUGGAGAAGAGAGGAGGGGAUAGGGUCAAGCAGGCAGGUUGUUGGGCGGUCGGCCGUCACAAGUCGCAAGAUUUCAUCUGGAGAGAGAGGGGAGAAAGAAGUCAAAGCAUAGGGUAGGGCAGUGUGAGCAGGACCAGUGGUGUCAUUUGACUUAAUAAAUAAGGAUCGGAUGUCGUCAACCUUCUUUUCAAAAUGGUUGACCAAGUCAUCCACAGAGAGGGAGGAGGGAGGGGGGGGAGGAUUCAGCAGGAAGGAGAAGGUGGCAAAGAUCUUCCUAGGUUUAGAGGCAGAGGCUUGAAAUUUAGAGUGGUAGAAAGUGGCUUUAGCAGCAGAAACAGAGGAAGAAAAUGUAGAGAGGAGGGAGUGAAAAGAUGAUUGGUCGGCAGGGAGUUUAGUUUUCUUCCAUUUCCGCUCGGCUGCCCGGAGCCCUGUUCUGUGAGCUCGCAAUAAGUCGUCAAGCCACGGAGCAGGAGUGGAGGACCGAGCCGGCCGGGAGGAUAGGGGACAUAGAGAGUCAAAGGAUGCAGAAAGAGAGGAGAGGAGGGUUGAGGAGGCAGAAUCAGGAGAUUGGAGGGAGAAGGAUUUAGCAGAGGGAAGAGAUGAUAGGAUGGAAGAGGAGAGAGUAGCGGGAGAGAGAGAACGAAUGUUGCGACGGCGCAUUACCUUCUGAGUAGGGGCAGAGUGAGUAGUGUUGGAGGAGAGCGAGAGAGAAAAGGAUACAAAGUAGUGGUCGGAGACUUGGAGGGGAGUUGCAGUGAGAUUAGUAGAAGAACAGCAUCUAGUAAAGAUGAGGUCAAGCGUAUUGCCUGCCUUGUGAGUAGGGGGGGACGGUGAGAGGGUGAGGUCAAAAGAGGAGAGGAGUGGAAAGGAGGCAGAGAGAAAUGAGUCAAAGGUAGACGUAGGGAGGUUAAAGUCACCCAGAACUGUGAGGGGUGAGCCAUCCUCAGGAAAGGAACUUAUCAAGGCGUCAAGCUCAUUGAUGAACUCUCCAAGGGAACCUGGAGGGCGAUAAAUGACAAGGAUAUUAAGCUUAAAUGGGCUAGUGACUGUGACAGCAUAGAAUUCAAAUGAGGAGAUGGACAGAUGGGUCAGGGGAGAAAGAGAGAAUGUCCAUUUGGGAGAGAUGAGGAUUCCUGUGCCACCGCCGCGCUGACCAGAUGCUCUUGGGGUAUGCGAGAACACAUGAUCAGACGAGGAGAGAGCAGCAGGAGUAGCAAUGUUUUCAGUGGUAAUCCAUGUUUCUGUCAGCGCCAAGAAAUCGAGGGACUGGAGGGUAGCAUAGGCUGAGAUGAACUCUGCCUUGUUGGCAGCAGAACGGCAGUUCCAGAGGCUGCCGGAGACCUGGAACUCCAUGUGGGUCGUGCGUGCAGGGACCACCAGGUUAGAGAGGCAGCAGCCACGCGGUGUGAGGCGUUUUUAUAGCCUGUGCGGAGAGGAGAGAACAGGGAUAGGCAGAGGCAUAGUUGACAGGCUACAGAAAAGGCUACAAUAAUGCAAAGGAGAUCGGAAUGAAAUUAACUAAACAUCUGGGGAAACGAGGCCUCCCUCACUAACCUUUCACUGAAACACUCAAAUACAACUCUUCCAACUUCCACUUUAGAAAUUAUAAUUGCUGUAAUCUACAGUAGUUCAAUGUUUUCUAGGAAUAGACUAACUUAGUUUAUUCAGCUAGCUAACUUGGUACAGUAUUCUUCUGUGAAAACCGCCCAGGGCACCGUAUCCUAUGACGCCAUAGCUAACUAGCAUGCUAGCAUCCAAUAACACACGGUUUAGCGCCAAUACUUGGUUACAACAAACUACCAAUAGAUAAUUCAUGUCCGUGUCUAGUUCCUUUCAUAACGCAGAAGUAAUUAAACGUUGGCUAGCUAGCACAAAGUCAGUCAUGCUAGCUACACAAGUGUACUACACAUCUCGAAUGUUCAGAAAGUGAAGCUUACGUUGCAAAAUUCUCAUUGACUAAAAUGAUACAGUACUGCUAGCUGGUAAUGUUGGCUAGCUAGCAGUGGCUGCGGUGUUGACUGUUUGAAAAUGUAGCUGGCUAGCUAACCUCGAUAGUUUCUCUAUACUACACCUUUGUCUUUGAUACCAAGACAACUAUGUAGCUAGCUAACUUUACGCUAAUCAAAUCGUUCCGUUGAAAUGUAUUUAGUUGCUACAGUACUGCUAGCUGGUAUAGUUGGCCAGCUAGCAGUGGCUGCGGUGUUGCUACCCGCUAGCUAGCUAGCUUUAAUGGUCCAGGUAGUGGGUUAGCGAGCUAGCCUCGUGCUUCACCGGGCUCAGUCGAAUACCCUACAAUACUUACCUACAAUAACUACCUGGAUAAACUACCUACAAUGCCUAACUACAAUACGUACCUACAAUCUAAAUGCAUGGUUUAAGCUUUACUCCACACAUAUAAAGAAGAAGCCAACCUCACCCCAUCGCUCCUUAUUACAUUUACAUUUUAGUCAUUUAGCAGACGCUCUUAUCCAGAGCGACUUACAGUUAGUGAGUGCAUACAUUAUUAAUUUUUUAUUUUUCAUACUGGCCCCCCGUGGGAAUCGAACCCACAACCCAUGCUCUACCAACUGAGCUACAUCCCUGCCGGCCAUUCCCUCCCCUACCCUGGACGACGCUGGGCCAAUUGUGCGCCGCCCCAUGGUUCUCCCGGUCGCGGCCGGCUACGACAGAGCCUGGAUUCGAACCAGGAUCUCUAGUGGCACAGCUAGCACUGCGAUGCAGUGCCUUAGACCACUGCACCACUCGGGAGUGGCUUGGGGGUAGGGCUGUCCUCGACAAAAACAAAUCUUGGUCGACCGAAAGUAGUCUUGGUCGACAUUUUUAAACAUGUAUUUUUUCAUAUAUAGACACACCCUAUGUGUUUUAACAAAAUCAACUACAGUGCGUUCGGAAAGUAUUCAGACCCCUUGACUUUUUCCACAUUUUGUUACAUUACAGCCUUAUUCUAAAAUGGAUAAAACUAAGAGCAUUUGGUACAAAUCAUUCCCUAAGAUCUAGACCUCAGCUGAAUCUGGUAAUGAAUGGUGUGUCUGUUGAACAAGUUGAGGAGACUAAAUUACUUGGCGUUACCUUAGAUUGUAAACUGUCACGGUCAAAACAUAUAGAUUCAAUGGUUGUAAAGAUGGGGAGAGGUCUGUCCGUAAUAAAGAGAUGCUCUGCUUUUUUGACACCGCACUCCACAAAGCAAGUCCUGCAGGCUCUAGUUUUGCCUUAUCUUGAUUAUUGUCCAGUGAUGUGGUCGAGUGCAACAAGGAAAGACCUAGUUAAGCUGCAGUUGGCCCAGAAAAGAGCAGCACGUCUUGCUCUUCAUUGUAAUCAGAGGGCUAAUAUUAAUACUAUGCAUGCCAGUCUCUCUUGGCUAUGAGUUGAUGAGAGACUUACUGCAUCACUUCUUUGUAUCAGAAACAUGAAUGUGUUGAAAAUCCCAAAUUGUUUGCAUAGUGAACUUACAUACAGCUCUGACAUACACACUUACCUCACCAGACAUGCCACCAGGGGUCUUUUCACAGUCCCCAAAUCCAGAACAAAUUCAAUAAAAUUUACAUUAUUAUAUAGAGGCAAUAUUGCUUUGAACUCCCUUCCAUCUCAUAUUGCUCAAAAGAACAGCAAACCUGGUUUCAAUAAACAGAUAAAGCAACAUCUCACGGCACAACGCCUCUCCCCUAUUUGAACUAGAUAUUUUAUAUGUAUGUAUUGAUAUGUAGGCUACGUGUGCCGUUUUUAAAUUGAUGUAGUUCUGUCCUUUAGCUGUUCUUGUCUAUUAAUGUUCUGUAUUAUGUCAUGUUUCAUGUUUUGUGUGGACCCCAGGAAGAGUAGCUGCUGCUUUCACAACAGCUAAUGGGGAUCCUAAUAAAAUACCCCCAAAACAUAAUGAUGACAUAACGAUCAUUGAUAUUUUAACGAUUACACAAUUAUCAUUAAUAAUGAUUGUUAUUUCCAUCUCUUUGCUUCAGGAUAACCUACACAGAAGCCAUAAACAUCCUAAACAGCAGCUCCAAGACAUUUGCUUUCAAAACAGAUGUAAGUAGAGCUAUAUUCUCUUUCUGAAAGAGAUAGCUGUAGCCUGUUUCAAAACAGAUGUCAGUAGAGUAGAGCUAUAUUCUCUUUCAGAAAGAGAUAGCUGUAGCCUGUUUCAAAACAGAUGUAAGUAGAGCUCUAUUCUCUUUCAGAAAGAGAUAGCUGUAGCCUGUUUCAAAACAGAUGUCAGUAGAGUAGAGCUCUAUUCUCUUUCAGAAAGAGAUAGCUGUAGCCUGUUUCAAAACAGAUGUCAGUAGAGUAGAGCUCUAUUCUCUUUCUGAAAGAGAUAGCUGUAGCCUGUUUCAAAACAGAUGUCAGUAGAGUAGAGCUCUAUUCUCUUUCAGAAAGAGAUAGCUGUAGCCUGUUUCAAAACAGAUGUAAGUAGAGAGCUCUAUUCUCUUUCAGAAAGAGAUAGCUGUAGCCUGUUUCAAAACAGAUGUCAGUAAGUAGAGCUCUAUUCUCUUUCAGAAAGAGAUAGCUGUAGCCUGUUUCAAAACAGAUGUCAGUAGAGUAGAGCUCUAUUCUCUUUCAGAAAGAGAUAGCUGUAGCCUGUUUCAAAACAGAUGUAAGUAGAGUAGAGCUCUAUUCUCUUUCAGAAAGAGAUAGCUGUAGCCUGUUUCAAAACAGAUGUCAGUAGAGUAGAGCUCUAUUCUCUUUCAGAAAGAGAUAGCUGUAGCCUGUUUCAAAACAGAUGUAAGUAGAGUAGAGCUCUAUUCUCUUUCAGAAAGAGAUAGCUGUAGCCUGUUUCAAAACAGAUGUAAGUAGAGCUCUAUUCUCUUUCAGAAAGAGAUAGCUGUAGCCUGUUUCAAAACAGAUGUCAGUAGAGUAGAGCUCUAUUCUCUUUCAGAAAGAGAUAGCUGUAGCCUGUUUCAAACAGAUGUCAGUAGAGUAGAGCUCUAUUCUCUUUCAGAAAGAGAUAGAUGUAGCCUGUUUCAAAACAGAUGUCAGUAGAGUAGAGCUCUAUUCUCUUUCAGAAAGAGAUAGCUGUAGCCUGUUUCAAAACAGAUGUCAGUAGAGUAGAGCUCUAUUCUCUUUCAGAAAGAGAUAGCUGUAGCCUGUUUCAAAACAGAUGUCAGUAGAGUAGAGCUCUAUUCUCUUUCAGUAAGAGAUAACUGUAGCCUGUUUCAAAACAGAUGUCAGUAGAGUAGAGCUCUAUUCUCUUUCAGAAAGAGAUAGCUGUAGCCUGUUUCAAAACAGAUGUCAGUAGAGUAGAGCUCUAUUCUCUUUCUGAAAGAGAUAGCUGUAGCCUGUUUCAAAACAGAUGUCAGUAGAGUAGAGCUCUAUUCUCUUUCAGAAAGAGAUAGCUGUAGCCUGUUUCAAAACAGAUGUCAGUAGAGUAGAGCUCUGUUCUCUUUCAGAAAGAGAUAGCUGUAGCCUGUUUCAAAACAGAUGUCAGUAGAGUAGAGCUCUAUUCUCUUUCAGAAAGAGAUAGCUGUAGCCUGUUUCAAAACAGAUGUCAGUAGAGUAGAGCUCUAUUCUCUUUCUGAAAGAGAUAGCUGUAGCCUGUUUCAAAACAGAUGUCAGUAGAGUAGAGCUCUAUUCUCUUUCAGUAAGAGAUAGCUGUAGCCUGUUUCAAAACAGAUGUAAGUAGAGCUCUAUUCUCUUUCAGAAAGAGAUAGCUGUAGCCUGUUUCAAAACAGAUGUCAGUAGAGUAGAGCUCUAUUCUCUUUCAGAAAGAGAUAGCUGUAGCCUGUUUCAAAAACAGAUGUAAGUAGAGCUCUAUUCUCUUUCAGAAAGAGAUAGCUGUAGCCUGUUUCAAAAACAGAUGUCAGUAGAGUAGAGCUCUAUUCUCUUUCAGAAAGAGAUAGCUGUAGCCUGUUUCAAAACAGAUGUCAGUAGAGUAGAGCUCUAUUCUCUUUCAGAAAGAGAUAGAUGUAGCCUGUUUUCAAAACAGAUGUCAGUAGAGUAGAGCUCUAUUCUCUUUCAGAAAGAGAUAGCUGUAGCCUGUUUCAAAACAGAUGUAAGUAGAGUAGAGCUCUAUUCUCUUUCAGAAAGAGAUAGCUGUAGCCUGUUUCAAAACAGAUGUCAGUAGAGUAGAGCUCUAUUCUCUUUCAGAAAGAGAUAGCUGUAGCCUGUUUCAAAACAGAUGUCAGUAGAGUAGAGCUCUAUUCUCUUUCAGAAAGAGAUAGCUGUAGCCUGUUUCAAAACAGAUGUCAGUAGAGUAGAGCUCUAUUCUCUUUCAGAAAGAGAUAGCUGUAGCCUGUUUCAAAACAGAUGUAAGUAGAGUAGAGCUCUAUUCUCUUUCAGAAAGAGAUAGCUGUAGCCUGUUUCAAAACAGAUGUAAGUAGAGUAGAGCUCUAUUCUCUUUCAGAAAGAGAUAGCUGUAGCCUGUUUCAAAACAGAUGUCAGUAGAGUAGAGCUCUAUUCUCUUUCAGAAAGAGAUAGCUGUAGCCUGUUUCAAAACAGAUGUCAGUAGAGUAGAGCUCUAUUCUAGAAUGUUGCACCCUGUGUAUUAUGUACUAUGUCAAGCUGAUUCUAUUUUCACACUUUAGAUUCUACAGUUUUAGGCAAGGUGUGAGGUCAAACCUUUCUCACUCCUUUUUCUGCAUCUUACUCUCCCCCUCACUCUCACCUACGUACCCCCUUCACUCACUCUACCCCAACCCUUCUCCCCCUCACUCUCACCCCACCUUCUCCCCCCACUCUCUAACCCCACUUCUCCCCCUCACUCUCUACCCCCACCUCUCUCUCCCCCUCAUCUCUACCCACCUCUUCUCCCCCUCACUCUCUACCCCACCUCCUCUCCCCCUCACUCUACCUCCCCCCCCUCUCUCCCCCUCACUCUCUCUCCCUCACCUCUACCCCCACUCUCUCUCCCCCUCACCUACCCUCACUCACCCCACCUUCUCUCCCCCUCACUCUCUUCCCCACCUUUCUCCCCCUCACUCUCUACCCCACCUUUCUACCCCUCACUCUCUACCCCACCUCUCUCUCCCCCUCACUCUCUACCCCACCUUUCUACCCCUCACUCUCUACCCCACCUUUCUCCCCCUCACUCUCUACCCCACCUCUCUCUCCCCCUCUCUCUACCCCACCUCUCUCUCCCCCUCACUCUCUACCCCCAACCUUUCUCCCCCCUCACUCUCUACCCCUCACUCUCUACCCCCACCUUUCUCCCCCUCACUCUCUACCCACCUUUCUACCCCCCUUUCUACCCCUCACUCUCUACCCCACCUUUCUCCCCCUCACUCUCUACCCCUCACUCUCUACCCCACCUCUCUCUCCCCCUCACUCUCUACCCCCACCUUUCUACCCCUCACUCUUUACCCCACCUUUUCUCCCCCUCACUCUCUACCCCUCACUCUCUACCCCACCUCUCUCUCUCCCCCCCUCACUCUCUACCCCCACCUUUCUACCCCUCACUCUCUACCCCACCUCUCGCCCCCCUCACUCUCUACCCCUCACUCUCUACCCCACCUCUCUACCCCACCUCUCUCACUCUCUACCCCACCUCUCUCCCCCCCCUCACUCUCUACCCCACCUUUCUUCCCACCCUCUUCUACUCUGUCUUCCUCUUCCUCUCUCCUCCCUUCCUCCUCCCUCUCUACCAGUGGGGCUGUGACCUGCAGACAGAGCAUGAGAAGUACCUGGUGAAACAUUGUGGCGAUCUUCCUCUCUUCGUCACUGAUUACCCCUAUGCCCUGAAGCCCUUCUAUGCACGAGACAACCUGGACCAACCUCUACACACGGUAAGAUCACGUCCGGAUCAGUCUAGUUUCAACAACACAUCAGGUUGUUAUUCUAAAAGAGAAUGCGUUCUUAAUAAGUUACCCGGUUAAAUAAAGGCCAAGCAAAACUCCGCUCCAUAGUUAAAACAGUUCAAUGUUUCACCUAUUGAAGUUGUACUGUUCCGGGCAUGUUCCCGUCAUGUCAGUUGAACCAUCUGUCGUUUUUUUAAAGGUGCUUUCUUCAACACUUGCAGCCCAGCCAUCUCCUUAUGGUUUAGUCUAAAAGCUGAAGGCCUUUUAGUCACCCAGUGGUGUGUGUGUGUGUGUGUGUAUGUGUGUAUAUGUAUGCGUGUGUGUAUAUGUAUGCGUGUGUGUGUGUGUAUAUGUAUGCGUGUGUGUGUGUGUGUGUGUAUAUGUAUGUGUGUGUAUAUGUAUGCGUGUGUGUGUGUAUAUGUAUGCAUGUGUGUAUAUGUAUGCGUGUGUGUGUGUGUGUGUGUGUGUGUGUGUAUAUGUAUGCAUGUGUGUAUAUGUAUGCGUGUGUGUGAGAGUAUAUGUGUGUGUGUGUGUAUGCAUGUGUGUAUAUGUAUGCGUGUGUAUAUGUAUGUGUGUGUGUGUAUAUGUAUGCGUGAGAGUAUAUGUGUGUGUGUGUGUGUGUAUGUACACUACCGUUCAAAAGUUUGGGGUCACUUAGAAAUGUCCUUGUUUUCAAAAGAAAAGCAAUUUAAAAUAACAUCAAAUUGAUCAGAAAUACAGUGUAGACAUUGUUAAUGUUGUAAAUGGCUGGUAGCUGGAAACGGCUGAUUUUUAAUGGAAUAUCUACAUAGGCGUACAGAGGCCCAUUAUCAGCAACCAUCAGUCCUGUGUUCCAAUGGCACGUUGUGUUUGCUAAUCCAAGUUUAUCAUUUUAAAAGGCUAAUUGAUCAUUAGAAAACCCUUUUGCAAUUAUGUUAGCACAGCUGAAAACUGUUGUGCUGAUUAAAGAAGCAAUAAAACUGGCCUUCUUGAGACUAGUUGAGUAUCUGGAGCAUCAGCAAUUGUGGGUUCGAUUACAGGCUCAAAAUGUCCAGAAACAAAUAACUUUCUUCUGAAACUCGUCAGUCUAUUCUUGUUCUGAGAAAUGAAGGCUAUUACAUGUGAGAAAUUGCCAAGAAACUGAAGAUCUCGUACAACGCUGUGUACUACUUCCAUCACAGAACAGAACAAACUGUCUCUAACCAGAAUAGAAAGAGGAAUGGGAGGCCCCGGUGCACAACUGAGCAAGAGGACAAAUACAUCAGUGUCUAGUUUGAGAAACAGACGCCUCACAGGUCCUCAACUGCCAGCUUCAUUAAAUAGUACCCGCAAAACACCAGUCUCAACAUCAACAGUGAAGAGGCGAUUCUGGGAUGCUGACCUUCUAGGCAUAUCUCAGAUUGGCCAAUAAAAAUAAAAGAUUAAGAUGGGCAGUCUGAGAUAUGGCUUUUUCUUUGCAACUCUGCCUACACCACCCAGUAUCCCAUAAUACAUAUCAAAUCAAAAUUGUAUUUGCCACAUGCGCCAAAUACAACAGGUGUAGACAUUACAGUGAAAUGCUUACUUAUUAAUUCCACAAAUUAACUUUUAAGAAGGCACACCUGUUAAUUGAAAUGCAUUCCAGGUGACUACCUCAUGAAACUGGUUGAGAGAAUGCCAAGAGUGUGCAAAGCUGUCAUCAAGGCAAAGGGUGGCUACUUUGAAGAAUCUCAAAUAUAACAUAUAUUUUGAUUUGUUUAACACUUUUUUUGGUUACUACAUUAUUCCAUAUGUGUUAUUUCAUAGUUUUGAUGUCUUCACUAUUAUUCUACUUGAAUUAGUAGGUGUUCUAAAACUGUUGACAGGGUGUGUGUGUGUGUGUGUGUGUGUGUGUGUGUGUGUGUGUGUGUGUGUGUGUGUGUGUGUGUGUGUGUGUGUGUGUGUGUGUGUGUGUGUGUGCCUCCCUCCCUCCCUCCCUCCCCAGGCAGCAGCAGUAGACCUAUUGGUUCCGGGAGUAGGAGAGAUGUGUGGAGGCUCUCUGAGAGAGGAGAGACUGGACCUGCUGAAGGCACGACUACGACAGUAAGAACACGUUAUCCCAUGAUAUUAACUAUUACCACUUUGAGAUAAAAGAAAACAUCCUUCCAAAUAAAAAAUAGAACAAUGCAUUUCAUGGCCAAUACAUAUAUACUGUAUAAGUACAUACAUAUAUUUGACAUACAACGGACAGAAAUGUGAAAAGCGUAAUAUUGAGUAAAUAUGUAUACUGUUGUCAUACCUGUGUAACAACACAGUCAUUAGUGUGUAAAAACAUGGAAUCAACAUAGUCAUUUGGUAAAUAACUUGUCUGUUAAAUACAUUAUGCAUCUUCUUUAGGGCUGGUUUGGAUGAGACAUACGGAUGGUAAGAGUAUUCUGUUCUACUCUACACUGUUCUAUUCUGUUCUACUCUACACUGUUCUAUUCUGUUCUAUAUCUACCACUGUUCUAUUCUUACUCUACACUGUUCUAUUCUGUUCUAUUCUACUCUACACUGUUCUAUUAUGUUCUACUCUACACUGUUCUAUUCUAUUCUACUCUACACUGUUCUAUUCUGUUCUAUUCUACUCUACACUGUUCUAUUCUGUUCUAUUCUACUCUACACUGUUAUAUUCUAUUCAUCUACACUGUUCAUUGUUUAUUCUACUCUACACUGUUCUAUUUGUUCUAUUUCUACACUGUUCUAUUCUACUACUCUACAUGUCUUUCUACUCUACACUGUUCUAUUCUGUUCUAUUCUACACUGUUCUAUUCUGUUCUAUUCUACUCUACACUGUUCUAUUCUGUUCUAUUCUACUCUACACUGUUCUAUUCUGUUCUAUUCUACACUGUUCUAUUCUGUUCUAUUCUACUCUACACUGUUCUAUUCUGUUAUAUUCUACACUGUUCUAUUCUGUUCUAUUCUACUCUACACUGUUCUAUUCUGUUCUAUUCUACUCAUGUUCAUCUGUUUUCUACUCUACACUGUUCUAUUCUGUUAUAUUCUACUCUACACUGUUCUAUUCUGUUAUAUUCUACUCUACACUGUUCUAUUCUACUCUACACUGUUCUAUUCUGUUCUAUUCUACUCUACACUGUUCUAUUCUGUUCUAUUCUACUCUACACUGUUCUAUUCUGUUCUAUUCUACACUGUUCUAUUCUGUUCUAUUCACUACUGUUUCUAUUUCUAUCAUCUACAUGUUCUAUCUUAUCUAACUGUUCUAUUCUGUUUAUUCUACUCUACACUGUUCUAUUCUGUUAUAUCUACCUGUUUCUGUUUUCUACUCUACACUGUUCUAUCUGUUAUAUCUACACUGUUCUAUUCUGUUUCUAUUCUAUCUACACUGUUCUAUUUACUAGUUCUAUUUGUCUAUUCUACUCUACACUGUUCUAUUCUUUAUAUCUACUCUACACUGUUCUGUUAUAUUCUACUCUACACUGUUCUAUUAUACUCUACACUGUUCUAUUCUGUUCUAUUCUACUCUACACUGUUCUAUUCUGUUCUAUUCUACUCUACACUGUUCUAUUCUGUUAUAUUCUACUCUACUGUUCUAUUCUACUCUACACUGUUCUAUUCUGUUCUAUUCUACUCUACACUGUUCUAUUCUGUUAUAUUCUACUCUACACUGUUCUAUUCUACUCUACUGUUCUAUUGUUCUACUAUCUACACUGUUCUAUUCUGUUAUUAUUUUACUAUCUACACUGUUCUAUUUCUAUUUAUUCUACUCUAUACUACACUGUUCUAUUCUGUUUAUCUAUCUACAUGUUCUAUUCUUCUAUUCUACUACUGUUCUAUUGUAUCUACUUCCUUUAUCUACUCUUACACUGUUCUAUUCUGUUCUAUUCUACCUACACUGUUAUCUGUUUUCUAUCUACUUAAUCUACAACUGUUCUAUUCUGUUCUACUUCUAUCAGUCUAUACACCAUGUUCUAUUCUGUUCUAUUCUACUCUACACUGUUUUCUGUUCUAUUCUACUCUACACUGUUCUAUUCUGUUCUAUUCUACUCUACACUGUUCUAUUCUGUUAUAUUCUACUCUACACUGUUCUAUUACUCGUUCUAUUCUAUUUACACUGUCUUUCAUUUAUCUACCUGUUCUAUUCUGUUAUAUUCUACUCUACACUGUUCUAUUCUGUUCUAUUCUACUCUACACUGUUCUAUUCUGUUAUAUUCUACUCUACACUGUUCUAUUCUGUUCUAUUCUACUCUACACUGUUCUAUUCUGUUAUAUUCUACUCUACACUGUUCUAUUCUGUUCUUUACUUACUGUUCAUCUAUAUUCACUCUACUGUUCUAUUCUGUUCUAUUCUACUCUACACUGUUCUAUUCUAUUCUACUCUACACUGUUCUAUUCUGUUCUAUUCUACUCUACACUGUUCUAUUCUAUUAUAUUCUACUCUACACUGUUCUAUUCUGUUAUUACUCUAUACUUCUAUUCUUAUUCUACUUACCUGUUGUUCUAUUCUACUCUACACUGUUCUAUUCUUUCUGUAUAAUUUCUAUUUAUCUACUCUACACUGUUAUUCUGUUAUUCUACUCUACACUGUUCUAUUCUGUUCUAUUCUACUCUACACUGUUUUCUAUUAUAUCUACUACAUUUAUCUACUCACAUGUUCUAUUUUAUUCUACUCUACACUGUUCUAUUAUUCUACUCUACACUGUUCUAUUCUGUUAUAUUCUACUCUACACUGUUCUAUUCUGUUAUAUUCUACUCUACACUGUUCUAUUCUGUUCUAUUCUACUCUACACUGUUCUAUUCUGUUAUCACUAAGUUCUACUUAUCUUUACUCUAUUUCUCUGUUCUAUUCUACACUGUUCUGUUCUAUUCUACUCUACACUACACUGUUCUAUUCUGUUCUAUUCUACUCUACACUGUUCUAUAUAUUCUAUUCUACUCUACACUGUUCUAUUCUACUCUACACUGUUCUAUUCUACUCUACACUGUUCUAUUCUGUUCUAUUCUACUCUACACUGUUCUGUUCUACUCUACACUGUUCUAUUCUAUUCUACUCUACAACUGUUCUAUUCUAUUCUACUCUACACUGUUCUAUUCUACUCUACUCUACACUGUUCUAUUCUGUUAUAUUCUACUCUACACUGUUCUAUUCUGUUCUAUUCUACUCUACACUGUUCUAUUCUGUUCUAUUCUACUCUACACUGUUCUAUUCUGUUCUGUUAUAUUCUACUCUAAUCUACUAUAUUCUGUCUCUCCAGGUAUUUGGAUCUGAGGCGUUUUGGCUCUGUCCCUCACGGUGGGUUUGGGAUGGGCUUUGAGCGCUACCUGCAGUGUGUUUUGGGGGUUGACAACAUCAAAGACGUUAUUCCAUUCCCCAGAUACUCCCGCUCCUGCCUUCUGUAAACCAUACACUGAGUAUACCAAACAUUAAGAACACCUUCCUAAUAUUGAGUUGCAUCCUUUUUUGCCCUCACAACAGCCUCAAUUCGUCGGGGCAUGGACUCUACAAGGUGUCGAAAGCGUUCCACAGGGAUGCUGGCCCAUGUUGACUCCAAUGCUUCCCACAGUUGUGUCAAGUUGGCUGGAUGUCCUUUGGAUAGUGGCCCAUUCUUGAUACACACAGGAAACUGUUGAGUGUGAAAAACCCAGUAGCGUUGCAGUUCUUUUCACAAACCGGUGAGCCUGGCACCUACUACCAUACCCCGUUCAAAGGCACUUUAAUAUUUUGUCUUGCCCAUUCACCCUCUGAAUGGCACACAUACACAAUCCAUGUCUCAAUUGUCUCAAGGCUUAAAAAUCCUUCUUUAACCUGCCUCCUCCCCUUCAUCUACACUGAUUGAAGUGGAUUUAACAAGUGACAUCAAUAAGGGAUCAUAGCUUUCACCUGGAUUCACCUGGUCAGUCUAUGCCAUGGAAAGAGCAGGUGUUCAUAAUGUUUUGUACACUCAGGGUAUAUAGCACUAUGGUCAGAUGAUUCGUUUGUGAAGAUGUCAAUGUUUUUUUAUUUAUAAAAAGUCUAAAUGA
Coregonus sp. 'balchen' is the source of this 30560-nucleotide messenger RNA. The record is from the annotation of a GenBank genome assembly. Lineage: Eukaryota; Metazoa; Chordata; Actinopteri; Salmoniformes; Salmonidae.